CCCCAACAGUAUCAGCUGCCCAAGUUUUUGAGACUGCGCUCGUCCUGCGCUCGUCCAUAAGAUCAUCCUCUCCUUUUCCUCCAGCUUCUACAUCCAACAUGCCGACAAAUGCGAAAAAACGACGGCGCGAAUCUGAAGACUGGGAUUAUGCUGAUCUUAGUGGGCCUGACCCAAUGUACAAGAGGACAGCCCCAGCAUGCAUUCCCGCGUCAUCUUCCACUACUUUCAGGGUCAACACUACCACCAAAGGCCCCGAUCCGAAUCUAAUGUCUUAUAGUUCUACCUUUGACAGCAAAGCUCCUUAUAGCUAUUCAUACACCCCCCCUACUACUUCUGUGAUGACGAUGCCAUCAGUUCCAUAUUCUUCAUACAACUACAGCUACCCGUAUCCCCAAUCCACGCACCCUCACGUGGAGCCUCAGCCCCCAGCUCAAGAGGCCCUACCACCUCCCGUCAAGAAACAAAGGAAGAAGAAAGACCCUAAUGAGCCUGCGCCAGAGAAACGCGGUGCUAUGUUCAAGAAAAAGUGUCCGCAGAAUAUUCUUGAUCGUGUAGAUAGGAUCAUGUCCCAAAGAUUUUUCAUGGUCGACCGAAAGCGUACCGGCGACGAGCUACGGAAUGUGUAUACUGUUGUCAUCGAUAAAACACCAUCCUGCAACUGCAUGUCGCGUCCAGAUGCCAACAAGGGUAAUCACUGCAAGCACAUAUUGUUCAUCUUUUUGAAAGUCCUUCAAGUCAGCCAGAGCUCCGGCUUGUGGUACCAAAAAGCACUUCUUACCUCCGAACUUCAAGAAAUAUUCGCGCAUGCGCCUCCAGCACCCAACUCUGUUACCAAUCAACGUGUCCGGGACGCAUAUGCACGCGCAACUGGCAAGGCCACCACUACUACCCCCUCUGAAGAGUCCGAGCCUGUGAAAAAGCGCCGUGCGCCUGGUCCAGAGGACGAUUGUCCCAUCUGCUAUGAGAGCAUGCACGGCGCAGACGAGAAUACCCUCAUCUGGUGCGAAACUUGUGCGAACGCCGUGCACAAGGAGUGCUUCACACAGUGGGCUAAAUCCUGUGGACGCAACAUUACUUGUGUCUUCUGCCGUUCCCCAUGGGUCAACGUUAGCACGGGUGGGCAGGCCUCCGGGAAGGGAAAGGCACCGAUGUCAGAGGGAUAUAUUAAUCUUGGUACUGUUGCGGGUUUGAGUCAAGAGCGCGAUACCAGCUCCUAUUAUCAUGGCUCUAGGCGUGGGUAUCGGCACUACGGUUAUCAAGAUUAUGAAAACCUACUUUAGGCAAAGGACCGUGUUCUAUCUUUCAUGCGUAUCCGUGAUCCGGCCCCUUGAUCUAUCAUCUCGUACAUUUUUUCUUUCAAUUUACGUCCCUUGCAUUUCAUCACAGUACAACAUCAUUUAAAUCUCUUGCACGUCUAUACGAUUGCGCCCUGCCGCCCUAAUCGUUAGUGUAUAUGUCACCGAUCGGUCCUAGUACUACUAGUAUCUUCAAAUCUUGAUUUCCAGAUCAUGCCCGCCUCGAGGCGCUCGAGUCAAUCGCUAAAGAGGGUACGUGU
Molecule: messenger RNA, 1555 nt
Organism: Suillus discolor
Lineage: Eukaryota; Fungi; Basidiomycota; Agaricomycetes; Boletales; Suillaceae
Exons: 10
Coding region: 99-1280 (393 amino acids)
Molecular function (GO): zinc ion binding; ubiquitin protein ligase activity
Source: RefSeq, a predicted model, not a curated record